Messenger RNA from Platichthys flesus (European flounder), 2417 nucleotides. It is a transcript of the gene cldn2, whose product is annotated as claudin 2. Gene Ontology annotation, cellular component: bicellular tight junction; plasma membrane. Gene Ontology annotation, biological process: cell adhesion; bicellular tight junction assembly. Bases 597 to 1412 code for a protein of 271 amino acids. The record is from RefSeq and is a predicted model, not a curated record. Lineage: Eukaryota; Metazoa; Chordata; Actinopteri; Pleuronectiformes; Pleuronectidae. Gene Ontology annotation, molecular function: structural molecule activity. The transcript has 3 exons.
GAACUUCAUCAGGUCGUGACUGUAACUACACACACACGUGAACUUCUGAGAUGAGACUCUGAGCGACGAGGGACCUCCACAUGAGGUGAAGGUCUGGCUGAGGGACAGACAUCUCACUCUCAACAAACACAGCAGAACAUCUGAGCGAGACCCAGUCGAGUGUCAGCAAGACAAUGUGCAGGACCACAGGCUGUGACCGUGUCCAGUGUCCUGCAGCCUGAGCAGCCUGUAGCUUCUGCAGCAGCAUCCAUGAAACACAAAGGAUUGUAUUUCCUCCUGAACAGCACAUGAUCUGAACGUGUGUGUUGGCUCCAGAGCAGCCAGUCGAGUUACAGCCUUUUAAAACUCAGCAGCUCAACAGCUGCGACUAUGUCUGAGGAAACAGUCUGAGUCUGAAACAGCCAGAGAAAGAAAAGUAGAGUUUCUCUCCCACUGAAGAAGCAGGAGUGGUUUCAUCAGAAGUGGUGAAUCUGUUCAGGCUGCAGCCUCCACUGGAUCUUCAUCAUCGUUCUCCUCCUCAUCCUCCUCCUCAUCGUCAUCCUGUAACUUCAGCUGCUGCAGCUCGUCCACGACCUGCACCCGACUCAGUCACUGUCAUGGCGUCAGCAGCUCUGGAGCUGAUGGGUUUCUUCCUGGGCCUGGUGGGCUUACUGGGUACCCUGGUCGCCACGGUGCUUCCCUACUGGCAGAUCUCCGCCCACAUCGGCUCCAACAUCGUCACGGCCGUGGCCAACAUGAGGGGCCUGUGGAUGGAGUGCGUGUAUCAGAGCACCGGGGCCUUCCAGUGCGAGACCUACAACUCCAUGCUGGCCCUGCCCUCCGACCUGCAGGCCUCCCGCGCCCUCAUGGUCAUCUCCAUCGUCCUGUCCGUCCUCGCCAUAGCCCUGGCGUCCCUGGGGAUGCAGUGCACUCUGUGCCUGGAGGGUUCCCCGGUGAAGAGUCGCGUGGCCGGUGCCGGCGGCUGCUUGUUCCUCACCGCGGGCUUCCUGGCGCUCAUACCGGUGUCGUGGACCACGCACGAGGUGGUCCAGACCUUCUACAGACCCAACGUACCCUCCAGCAUGAAGUUUGAGCUGGGAGAGUGUUUGUACACUGGUCUGGCCUCAGCGCUCAUCUCCAUGCUGGGGGGGGCGAUGCUGUGUGUGUCUUGCUGCGAGGUGCAGGACAGUGGUCGUGGGAGACGAAACGCUGGAGGCUAUCCAUAUCCUGUAGGAGGCGCCAUGUCCGGCAGCGGGGUACGGACAACCUCACAGCUCUACCGCAACCCCACACAGCAGGGGGGGGGUCUGAACCUGCCCAGCAGGGGGCAGACGCUGGUACGCAACACCAGCGACAGCACCCACUCCAGUGCACAAGUCCAGGGCGCCAAGAAGCCCACGGCGGCAGGAUAUGACAUCACAGGAUACGUCUGAUGUCACGGCCACUCCCUCACACUUUGAACUGACAACUUACAUCCACUGUUAUGUAUUUAUACAAAGUAUUUCAUCAAAUGUUGUCAUCACCAGACGUUGCCGCUUCGUCUUCUCUAAUUUGUUGGUGGAUCUUUUUAUUCUCUUGAGCUUUUUGGAACAUUUGUCAAGUAAAGAGAAGUUGUAACUUUUCAGAGGAAGAACAGAAGAGAUGAUGAACAACAACAACAACAACAACAACACAACAGGGACUGUUUAUUAUCUCCCUGCAGCUUCUCUCAAGACUCAACUCUUAUUUUGAAAUUGUGCAGGAUGUCACAUUAUUGUAUUACAUGGUUAAAAACUAAAUUGUUCAGUCGAAACGUCAUAAAUCUGUUUCUCAUUUGACAAAUAUAAAUAUAAAAGUAAAAAACUGUCAGAUUUUUGUUAUCAUUUAAUCAUUUAGACUCUGAAAUCCUGACAUGAAGUGAAAGGAACUCAAAUGUACUUUUUUCUGUCAAUAUUCUGCAAACCAACCUUCACUGGAGAAGCUGCAGCCGACCCCUGACCUUUGUGAUGUGAACCCAGUGAAACUCUUCUCACACUGAAGCUUCAUCGAUCGUCAGUUUGCUCACGUGAAGUUUAACCAUUUGAAUUUAACUGAGCGUGAGUCAGAGACUGUUCAUCGUCACUGUGCCUUAAUAUCAACAAGAUGUUAUGAUUGGAUUGUAAAGGAGUUUUAUUUUUUCACUUUUCUACUUCUCUGUGGAUCGGUAUGAACCCAGUGGAUGAAUUCACUGACUUGUUGUUGUUUCACAAUCAUGAAAAUCACAUUUUCUUCUGUAAUCUUUAUUGUUUUAUUCUUCUUUCUUCAUAUCGUUCUAAUUGUGUGUCUUUUUUUUGUGGUUGCACAUCUCUGAUGAUUGUCCGGAUGUUUUUACAUUUCCAUGUUUCAGCUGAUUUGAGCAAACCAUCAAUAUUGUUUUUGUUGUUAUUUUAUAUUGUGGAAAUAAAUGCAAAUAUUUCUUA